Molecule: messenger RNA, 2934 nt
Organism: Erpetoichthys calabaricus (reedfish)
Lineage: Eukaryota; Metazoa; Chordata; Cladistia; Polypteriformes; Polypteridae
Gene: med4
Product: mediator complex subunit 4
Exons: 8
Coding region: 5-814 (269 amino acids)
Biological process (GO): regulation of transcription by RNA polymerase II
Cellular component (GO): mediator complex; core mediator complex
Molecular function (GO): transcription coregulator activity
Source: RefSeq, a predicted model, not a curated record
UCUCAUGCCUAGAGAAUCUUUUCUGUGGGAGGUAGAGUGCCUGGGAGAUAUUGUUAUGGCGGUUUCCGACAGAUCAACCAAAGAAAGAUUAUUGUCUGUUUUGGACGAUUUGGAGGUGCUCUCCAGGGAAUUAAUUGAAAUGUUAGCCCUUUCAAGAAGCCAGAAGUUGCCACAGCCUGGAGAGGAAAGUCAAAUUUUAGAGCUACUGGUGCAGAGGGAUGGUGAGUUUCAAGAGCUAAUGAGGAUAGCUCAUGAACAAGGAAAAGUUCAUCAGGAAAUGCAGUUACUGGAAAAAGAGGCAGAAAAAAGAGACACUGACAUUCAGCAACUUCAGAAACAGCUGAAAGAAGCAGAGCACAUACUGGCAACAGCAGUUUAUCAAGCAAAGGAAAAACUGAAAUCAAUAGAAAAAGCAAGGAAGGGAAGUGUCUCCUCUGAAGAAGUUAUUAAAUAUGCCCAUAGGAUAAGUGCAAGUAAUGCAGUAUGUGCUCCCCUCAAUUGGGUGCCAGGAGAUCCAAGAAGGCCAUACCCAACUGAUCUGGAGAUGAGGAGUGGAAGACUAGGCCAGAUGAGCAACCUCUCAACCAAUGGUGUCAAUGGUCACCUUCCGGGAGAUGCACUGGCUGCUGGAAGAUUGCCUGAAGUUUUGACUCCUCAGUAUCCAUGGCAGUCAGGUGAAAUGAGUUUGAACAUGCUGCCACCAAACCACAGCAAUGACUUCAUGCUGGAACCACCAGGGCACAAUAAAGAGAAUGAAGAUGAUGUAGAAGUCAUGUCCACAGACUCUUCGAGCAGCAGCAGUGAUUCUGACUAGAUAAUUGUGAAGGAGUCAAUAGAAAGAGAGAUGAACUCUUACAUAUAUUUGCUGCAUUUUAGCAGCUUUACAUUUGUUUAGUUGGCAGUUGCUGCCACUUGAGAUGCUUAGAGAAAGCAUGAGCAUACCACUGUGGGUCUACAGAAAAAUCCCAUUUGACUGGACUUCAGUUUUCUUAAUGGUCAUCAUGUAAAACUGUUUUGAGGUGUUUGUUCUGGCUUUUGCUAAAGCUUCUGGAAAGAGAUUUCAAACUAGUUGCAUUCCUCAUUGGAAAGCCGUGUCUAACGUUUACUUAAAACAUCUUUGAUGGCUACAUUAGAACAGGGUGACAUUUUCUUGGUGGUCAUAAAAGAGAUUACUGGGAUUUGUUACAGGUGAUGCACCGAAGCGAAUUAACUUUUUUUAACAUAGUAACUCUGACUUUUUUGGUCUUUUGAUCUUUUUUCUGUAGUAUAUUAUAAAUAUUUGUAAAUUAAAACAAAAAGUAUCCAGACGUAACAUACUGCUUAAAUCUGUUCAUAACUGAUGAAAAGUUUACAAGUAUUUUCAAAGAAGGAAGUUAUUGUCCUGUUUUAAAGUGACAUUUACUCAGUACUUGUUUAAUUUUUUUAUCUAACACUACAAGCAUCUUUUAGGAAUUGCAACAAAGAAUAUCCGCAUUUGUAGAGGCACACAUUCCUCAGAUGUUUGGGCUGAAACCAAGUAAAGUAUUAUUUUAUAUUUGAAUUGUCUGAAUAUUAGUCUGGCAUUAAUCACUGUAAUAUUUAAGCACAAUAUGUAUUAUUUUUGUAGUCUAUAGCAAUACAGAAACUAAACCACUUCUCUGUUUUCUUUUUCCAUACAGAAGAGAGAUAGGAAAAAGUCCAUUUAAAUUAAUAACUAACAUUUUUAGGCAUGUAGUUAUUUUUAUUGCCAUUUUCAGUUUUGUGAAGGGUAACAUGUUUGUCUCAUUGUGUAUUUGGUGGUUUUACCCCAUUUGGUGGAUAACUAAAAGGGUUUGGCCAGUGUGUUACCUUACAGUUAAACAACAGUGAGACAGGACGUCAUGGAUCAACCAGUUAACAGUUCCUAAAAACUCAGGUGUGCUUUUAAAAGAUUAAAUAUGAUUAUGUUAUGUUAAUAUACUUCUGUACAUAAAAAUUUUUAGGGAUGCAAAUAAUUAUGAAACUUGUUUUAUGAAAAAAGUGAUCUUUUUUUCUCUUUGAAUAACUUUAUUUCAGGGAAAGGUUAGAUUUAAGCAGAAUGACAAGGUAAUGAACAAUAGACUUUUUCUUAGCCAUUUUUUCUCGUCUACCAAGGGCACUGGUAAUUCUGUAGGGCGCUAUACCCAAGUGACUUUCCAUUAAACUAGAACAAUAUAACACAUCAGUGCAGGUGCAAUGGAAAUGUACUUCAGCAAUAUUAAAAAAGAAGUAACAUUUAAACAAAAUGUAAUAGAGCAAUUUGAAGUGCCCUUUAAUAAAAAGUAAAUGUACAAAUGAGCGCUCUUACCUGAAUGUCCUACAGAAUUUUUAGAAUACUGAGCUUCCUUUCAGCCUAGAAAAUAUCUCAACAGGAUAGUCAUGUACUGAGCUUCACAUUCCCUAAAAUGAACUCCUGUUGAAAGAAUGGGUGGACAGAUAAGGUGAAUAAAAUUGCUAUUUAGUUUUCUGAAGUAUGAAGUGUGAGAUCACCACUUCUCAAAUUUUCUGUUAAUCCACCAAAAAGUUAGGUAUACCAAAUCAUUGAUUUAAUGUAAAUCCCAAGUCAGAGGGCAAAGUUCAUCAACCACUAGCAGCAUUCCAUUUAUUUUUCUAAUCUUAGUUUGCCAAUUGCAGGAAGUUCAGGAGUUCUUUUAAACAUUAGUCUUAGACCUUGAAUUGUAAUAUUAGGAUUUAAAAAAUAUAUAUAUAUAUAUGCAAGUCAUUCAACUCAACAAGACUUGUAAAUUCUUAUUUAUCUUAGUACAUCCAAAAUAGCUGAUGACAUCCUUGGGUUAUAUACCGGGUCUGAGUGGGGAAUUUUUUUUUUUUUUUGUAGUAAUGUUUGUGUGAAAUUUAUAUUUGAAGAGUUUUUUUCUAUCUGUACCCCCGUGUCUUCAGUGGAAUUUAUUUAUUAAAUUAACAGCUGGCAAUAGAUAA